UCCUUUUUGAAAACGAGACGAGCACAAUGGCUGCAAUCGAGACAACAGAUCCCGGUGAUAAUUCACAGUUUCACAAAAUGUCAGCAAAGCAACUUAGACACAAAGCACAAGAAUUUUUAAGCUCGAGAAAAUAUGCAAAUAAUCUUGUUGACAUAAUCAGCCAGUGGGAAAAUUCUUGUAAUUUGUGUAUCAUGACUCUGGAGACAAUUUUUAUAGAGGUUUUAAGACGAGGCGAUAUGUACUUGGAAAGAACAAUAGCACUUACUAUUUCCGAACCAAGUCCUGAAGUUAGAUAUAUAAAUUGGUUAAGAGAUUGCUAUGAAGAAAUUUGGGUUAAAAUAUUAUCAUGCUUUGAAAGUGAUAAAAUAUCAACACAAACUCAAGCUCUUACAACAGCUAUAAAAUUAAUGGCAGAAGAAGGAAAAUAUCCAAUAGAUGUACCAGAAAGUCACGGAUAUAUAUUUCCAGUACAUCGAUUAAAAUCAAUUCUUAUGACGCUAUUGUCACCUGAUCGAGAUAAUUCAAAUAUAAUAUCAAAAUUUGAAGAAAUAAUCGGAUACAAAGAUGCAUUAUAUUAUGUAUUAAAAACUCUUCCAUCACUAACUCCUAAAAGACAACCACGUAAAUUAUUUAUUAAAAACCUUUUAGAACUCAUUAAUAGAUUGCCAUUAACAAAAGAAAAUGAAUACUAUGCAAGAAACGAAAACCAAGAAUUACUUUGUUAUUUACCCAAUUCAUCAGCAAGUUUUACAUGGGAUCAAUCAUCCGCAAGAAAAUCUUUAAAUAAAGUUUGGGCGUGUGUAAUGCAUUGGGAACUAACACCUCAGCUACACAAAUUACUUUUAAUCGUUCUUCUUGAACGGGUAAUCUAUCAUUUAGAAAAACCUAUACUGUUAACUGAUUUUCUUAUGGAUUCACUAGAUGCUGAUGGCCCAAUUGGAGUUCUUGCACUUAAAGGGGUUUAUAUACUUGUCACAAAGCAUAAUCUUGAGUAUCCUAAUAUUUUUACUAAACUUUACGCCAUGUUUGAGCCUGAAAUUUUUCACACCAAGUAUAAAGCUCGAUUAUUUUACCUCUCGGAUUUAUUUUUAAGUUCUACACAUUUACCAGAAGCACUGGUAGCAGCUUUUAUAAAACGUUUGGCUCGUUUAACUCUUGUUGCACCUCCAGAAGAUAUUCUUAUUAUUUUACUAUUUAUUGGUAAUCUUUUAUUACGACAUCCUGGUCUAAAAUGUCUAAUAGAUCAUCCUGAAGGAGGUGAAUUAUCUGAAAAUCCCGGCGUAGGAGAUCCUUUUCUUAUGGAAGAACGCGAUCCCCUUCAAAGUAACGCUCUGUUCAGUAGCUUGUGGGAAAUUCGUGCUUUACAAAAUCAUAUUUUACCAAGUAUAGUAACAGCUGCAAGAUUUAUUCGUAAUCCUCUGCCUUCUAUUGAAUAUGAUAUGGCUGCUGCAUUAGAAAAAACCGGUCAAAACAUUUUUAACAAAGAAAUUAAAGAUACUGUAAAAGAUAUUAUGUUAACAUUUGAACGACCGAAUUCUAUGUCAUUACCAAAAGGAGAAAGAUUAUUUCAAUAUUGGCAAUUAUAAAAUGCGCAUUGAGUGAUUGUUUUAUCUAUAACAAAUUAUUAUUAUUCAUAAUAAUAUAACGAAAUAAUUAUUCUAACGGGUACUCAUUGGAUCGAUAUCCAAACGCAUGAUCGGUAGAAUGCGUUUUUAAUGUUUAUUGAGUUACUGAUGGCUAGAGUAAUCAUGCUCGUUUCAAUAGUACUCGUUAGCAGUAUUUAAAAAAUAACUGAUUCAUUUUUUUUUUCAAAUCUAUCUUCAGUAACUUAAGAAAGUUAACUAUUAUUUUUUUUUUUUAAUUUAUGCGGCUGUGAAUCAUUCGUUAUGACGUUUGAAAAUUAAUAACGCAUUGAAAAUUAUGAGCCACAAAAAAAAAUCAUUUUCAGUUUUGUUUCAAUUGUUUUAUUUUCUAAUUGAGUUAUUUAAUUAUAAAAAAUAUAUGUAUCUUUAGAAAUAAGUAUGUUAAUUGAUAUAUUUAAUUAGAUAAUUUGCGACUAUUGAUAUAAAUAUUAUAUUUGUUUGCUUUUGUUGUUUGUAAAAACAUUUAUAUUCACGUAUAACAGAUAAUAAACAGUUUAAUUUAAUAACUAA
Molecule: messenger RNA, 2153 nt
Organism: Microplitis demolitor
Lineage: Eukaryota; Metazoa; Arthropoda; Insecta; Hymenoptera; Braconidae
Product: nucleolar complex protein 4 homolog
Exons: 4
Coding region: 27-1586 (519 amino acids)
Biological process (GO): ribosome biogenesis
Cellular component (GO): Noc4p-Nop14p complex; nucleolus; small-subunit processome
Source: RefSeq, a predicted model, not a curated record